AUGAACGGAAUGAAGGAUGAAAUGUUCGACUCGUCGCUUAUCUCAAGAUUUCAGAAAGAAAUUGAGCCAGGAUAUGUUCUCCGACCGCUCCAAAUGAAUGACCAUCAGAACGGGUUUGACUUUGCUAAUUUUCAGUUAACCUUAAACCUGAAAUACAGGUAUCUAGACUUGCUAUCCCAGCUAACGUCUGUUGGAGACGUGGACGACGAAUGGUUCGAGAAGAGAUUCAUUUCGAUGCGCGACACAAACCCAAAGGCCUACUACGUUGUCGUUCUGGCCGACGAGAAGUUCGUGUUUUCGAUCAAAAAUAGGUUGAAUAAAUAGUUUCCAGAAAUGAUAGGAUUGUCGCGUCUGCUACUCUCGUCAUUGAGUGGAAGUUCAUUCAUCAGGCAGGAUGCAGAGGGCGAGUCGAGGACGUUGUUGUUGAUGAACAGUUGCGCGGCAAGAAGAUCGGCUCGUUACUGAAUCGCAUCCUCGUACAUCUAGCCCAGCAGGUUUCGUUUCGCGCUAAACUCAGCCAAUAGGAUGACCAUUUAUUUCUUAAUAAAAUCGACUCCAAUGAAUCAACAAUUAAAAAAAUACAGAGACAAUGAAAUAGCCGCACAACAGACUAAUUUUUAUUACUGCCUUAAUUUUGUAAUAUUUGAUCAUUCAUAAUAACAUAAGAAGGCGUUCAGAUUGGAGUCUACAAGCUCUCGCUUGAAUGUAAAGACAAGCUCAUCCCGUUCUACGAAUCGUUUGGCUACAAGAAAGACGAAGGGAACAACUUCUUGGUUCAACGAUUUGAUCAUUAG
Molecule: messenger RNA, 794 nt
Organism: Caenorhabditis auriculariae
Lineage: Eukaryota; Metazoa; Nematoda; Chromadorea; Rhabditida; Rhabditidae
Source: the annotation of a GenBank genome assembly